This is a messenger RNA of Scylla paramamosain (green mud crab), 1351 nucleotides long. RefSeq names its product transmembrane protein 164-like. The record is from RefSeq and is a predicted model, not a curated record. NCBI's taxonomy places the organism in Eukaryota, Metazoa, Arthropoda, Malacostraca, Decapoda, Portunidae. The transcript is spliced from 7 exons. Bases 109 to 1170 code for a protein of 353 amino acids.
CCCCGUAGAAAAAACUGAAAUGUCGAGAUCCAUCCGAGAGAGAGAGAGAGAGAGAGGAGCAGAAGGCAGGCGAAGCUGUUUCAUUUUCCCCUACAAAUUAUCUUCUGGAUGGCGUUUGGUGACCGCUACAGCUGGGAAAACGUUUUAGACUGGAGUUAUGGUGGUGUUGACCCAAGUAUCCCCGGUAAUGGAGGGCCGAAUUGCGCUUCUUUCCUCUCGAUGCACAGAAGGCUGCUGGAGACGCUGUUGGGCUGUGCUGUUCCGCUGUUCUACGUGUUCUGGGGCUAUUCCUACAUCAGCUGCCCGACUUCAUAUAAGUUUAUUAGGAAGGACCGCGGGGGCAAGAGAGCGCUACUGGUGCUAGUGUCAAUGAUAUUUGGUAUGGAAGUUGGAUUUAAGCUUGCCAGUAAACAGAUUAUCUACCUUCUAAACCCCUGCCAUGUCACCACGGCCAUACAGAUUUACCUCCUAGCGGCACCCCCGAGCCGGUUCGUCACAGCUGUAUUCCGAGUGCAUUUAAAUUUCCUGAAUGGGGCAGUACUAGCGCUGGUAUUUCCUGUCACCAACUCCCGGCAGCUUCCGUUUGAGGUGGAGAUGUACUGGGUGGAACACGUGAUGAUGCUGGUGACCCCUUACUACCUCCUGCGGCUUGGGGGUGUGUACACAGUGGAGGACCAAUGGGACAUGAGCUGGACGAUCAUGUCUUUGGGAAUUCUGCUUAUAUAUCACUUUCUUCCCCUCCAACUCAUCGGCAUGCAGCUCUCCCAAGUGAACCUCAACAACAUGCUGUGCCCGGCCAUCAGCGACCCGUUUUAUGGCCCUAACUACCGAAUUGCGGCCAUGUUCCACCAGUCCCUGUGUGUGCCUCUCAUCAGCAAGUCGUUCUGCUUUGUUGCGAAUUUCUUCAUCACCAAGUUUCCCCCGACUAAGAUUAAGGACACACUGGCGCUUGACGUGACAAUGAGCGCUUAUGACCAACGACAAAAUCUGACCUACACCCCCCCACCCUCCCCCUCCACCACCACCCCGCCCUGCUCUGGUGGGGGGGUGGGGCUGCAGGGAGGCCGGGAGGGGGACACCACCAAUGGCCUCCACCACCACCACCACCACAGCCUCACUCACCGUAGGACGAAAAGUGAUGCAAACCAGUCGAAUGGGGGUAGUUAUUAAAGAGAGUGGAGCCAAUUAGAGUGAGUGAGUGAUUUAGAGAGAGAGAGAGAGAGAGAGAGAGAGAGAGAGGUUGUGUUUUUUUGCUAAGAGAGAGAGAGAGAGUGUGUGUGUGUGUGUGUGUGUGUGUGUGUGUGUGUGUGUGUGUGUGUGUGUGUGUGUGUGUGUGUGUGUGUGUGUGUGU